Molecule: messenger RNA, 1890 nt
Organism: Prosopis cineraria
Lineage: Eukaryota; Viridiplantae; Streptophyta; Magnoliopsida; Fabales; Fabaceae
Product: LRR receptor-like serine/threonine-protein kinase ERL1
Exons: 1
Coding region: 441-1658 (405 amino acids)
Molecular function (GO): protein binding
Source: RefSeq, a predicted model, not a curated record
GAGAAAGAGAAACAGAAUAGUAGCAGCGUCUGGGGUUGUCAUUGCUUCUUCCCUGAGAAGCCAAAAUAAUGAAAAAGCAAAGCGAGAGGAGUACCAUUACCAAAAAAGAUUCAGCAUUUGCUUCUCUUUCAAGCCAUCUAUUUACCUUUCUUCUCAUCUCUCGCUCCGGUUAAUCUUUUCUGUUUACGAAAAUUCUUUCUGUGUUAUCUUUGCCCAUGAUAUUUGUGUUUGAUGCUGAUAGUUCCGCCAUUAAAGCUUUCACGCCGUUUUCCACGAGAAACCGGUAGCUUCCUCUCACGGAAAAGCGUUCUCUACCCUCCAAAAAGCUCCAUUCGUUUCCUCUAUAAAAAUCCAUCAAACUCCCCCUCCUCUUUCACGAUACGCUUUUGACCUCCUCUUCUCUCGUUACUCUCUUUGACUGGAGCUUCAGUUUUCCCUCCAUGGCCAAUCAAAGGGUACCCUGGUGUGGCAUUGGCUUGUACAUUCUGCUUUUUGCGUGUUUGAUACGGAUACAAAGUCCUUCAUAUGUGCAUGCCAUUUUGGACCCCGUUGAUUUCUUGGCUCUGCAAUCCAUUCGAAAGGCUCUGCAAGACAUGCCGGGAUCCAAUUUCCUUUCUUCUUGGGAUUUCACUUCCGACCCAUGUAAUUUCGCCGGCGUUUACUGUGAUUCCGAUAAAGUCAUCGCUCUCAACCUCGGGGACCCCAGAGCCGGUGCUCCUGGCCUUACCGGCAAACUCGACCCAGCUAUCGGCAGGCUGUCUGCUCUCGCCGAGUUCACGGUAGUUCCGGGCAGGAUAUACGGCUCUCUGCCGCAGACAUUAUCUAACUUGAAGAGCCUCAGAUUCCUCGGCAUCAGCCGGAACUUCAUUUCAGGCGAUAUUCCGGGGACCCUGGGUCAGUUGCGCAAUCUCAAAACCCUCGACCUCAGCUACAAUCAGUUGACCGGAAGCAUUCCUCCGUCGAUCGGAGCAUUACCGGGGUUAAACAAUGUGAUCCUCUGCCACAACCGCCUCACCGGUUCUGUGCCUAGGUUUUCAUCGCAGACGCUGACCCGGAUGGACCUGAAGCACAAUGCUCUGUCCGGUUCGCUGGCUUCCGAUUCUCUCCCCGCCUCCCUCCAAUAUCUGUCGUUGUCAUGGAACCAGUUGAGUGGGCCAGUGGAUCGGCUGUUGAACCGGAUGGACCAACUGAACUAUCUGGAUCUCAGCCUGAACAAGUUCUCGGGCAUGAUUCCGGGUCGGAUAUUCUCGUUUCCGUUGAACAAUUUACAACUAGAAAGGAAUGAAUUUUGGGGUGCAGUCCAACCGGUUGAUCAGGUGAAAAUCCCAACCGUUGAUCUGAGCUACAACAGGUUGUCGGGCCAGGUGUCGCCCAUGUUCUCGACCGUGCAAAAUCUAUACCUCAACAACAACCGGUUCACGGGUCAGGUUCCGAGUAGCUUCGUGGAUCGGUUAUUGGAUGCGACCAUACAGAUACUCUACUUGCAGCACAAUUUUCUGAUGGGAAUCGCGAUCAGUCCGACGGCUGAGAUUCCUCUAAGCAGCUCCUUGUGUCUACAGUACAAUUGCAUGGUCCCGCCCAUAGAGACCACUUGCCCUUUGAAGGCCGGGAAACAGAUAUCGAGGCCUUCUUCUCAGUGCAGCCAAUGGAGGGGUUAAACAAAACAUGACGCCGAUCUUCAAAUCACACAGUUUUUUCUACAAUAUAUAUUCAUCUAAUUAUCUUUCUCCUUUUUUGGCCUUCUUAUUCGUUAAUUUAAUUUUUGGGAUUACUGGUAAAAAUAGAUGAAGGGAAUAAGAUUUGUGAAUAGAGAGAAGGAAACUGCAGCUGCAAGUCAAUGUUCCAUAUUACGUACUCUUUAAUGAUGUAAUAUGAUUCAUUAUUUUACUA